CCUCGGCCAACUGCUGAGUCCGCCAACCUCUCGAGCGAAACUCCGCAAACCACCGAAACGCUACAUUCACUUGGGCCGCUACCCCACAGAGAACCAUCGGCACCUGAGCGAGGCACCGGAAGGAUGCGGAUGUCGGACUGUGGGAAGCGUUGGCACGACCGGCUGUCCCAUGUAUCUGCAGUUCCAAACCACCCCUCCCCCCCUCCGCUGCUUUUUCUGCCUUACUGUCGGCAGCAUCUUGUCUGUUCUGAGGGUUUUACUGAAGUGCUUUAAGGAGUUGCACAAGCUUUGGCAGAGACACACCAGAGACAUGCCUAUCCUCAGUCCCAUGUCCUGGGGGCUGGGAAGGAUGAUUGAGGAUAGGCUGAAACAACUGGAGACACUCACCAACGGUCUCCGUGAACGAAUCGGGAAUCUAAGGUCGGGGCUAGAGGAUAUCAGAGGUGGUCUCUCUGAGCAACGGCACAAAACAGAGGUUCUCAAUGCGGAACUGGAGGACUUGGACCAACAAAAAGCCUCCAUGACGUACGUCGAUGACGGUUUAAGAAAGGUGAGUUUUACCAGUUUAACAUAA
Messenger RNA from Dibothriocephalus latus, 574 nucleotides. The record is from the annotation of a GenBank genome assembly. Lineage: Eukaryota; Metazoa; Platyhelminthes; Cestoda; Diphyllobothriidea; Diphyllobothriidae.